AUGUCUGCUGAUACCGUUGGAAAGACUAUUACCUGCAAGGCUGCAGUUGCUUGGGAAGCCGGCAAGGACCUCUCCAUCGAGGAGAUUGAGGUUCUUCCUCCCAGGGCACACGAAGUCCGCAUUCAGAUCUACUACACUGGUGUCUGCCAUACAGAUGCCUACACACUCUCCGGCAAGGACCCCGAGGGUGCCUUCCCCAUCGUCCUCGGUCACGAAGGUGCCGGAUACGUCGAGUCCGUCGGUGAGGGCGUCACCAACGUAAAGCCCGGCGACCACUUCUGCAAGUCCGGCAAGACCAACCUCUGCGGCAAGAUCCGCGCCACACAAGGAAAGGGUGUCAUGCCCGACGGAACCUCGCGCUUCCGCUGCAAGGGCAAAGACCUCCUCCACUUCAUGGGCACAUCCACCUUCUCGCAAUACACCGUUGUAGCCGACAUUUCCGUCGUCGCCAUUGAGGAAGACGCACCCAUGGACCGCACCUGCCUGCUCGGCUGCGGAAUCACAACCGGAUACGGUGCCGCCGUCAUCACCGCCGGCAAGAACGGUGUAGAAGAGGGAUCCAACGUCGCCGUCUUCGGCGCCGGCUGCGUCGGUCUAUCCGUCAUCCAAGGAGCGGCCAAGAACAAGUCUGGCAAGAUCAUCGUGGUCGAUGUCAACGACGCAAAGGAGGAGUGGGCCAAGAAGUUCGGCGCCACACACUUUGUCAACCCAACCAAGCUCGGCAACCAGUCAAUCCAGGAGAAGCUCAUCGAGAUGACCGACGGUGGCUGCGACUACACAUUCGACUGCACGGGCAACGUCAACGUUAUGCGCGCCGCCCUCGAAGCCUGCCACAAGGGCUGGGGUGAGUCCAUCAUCAUCGGUGUCGCAGCCGCCGGCCAAGAAAUCUCCACCCGUCCCUUCCAGCUCGUCACUGGCCGUGUAUGGAAGGGCUGCGCAUUCGGUGGUGUCAAGGGCCGCAGCCAACUUCCCGGCCUCGUCGCGGAUUACAAGCGUGGAGACCUCAAGGUCGAUGAAUUCAUCACCCAUCGCCAACCGCUCGACAAGAUCAACCAGGCUUUCGGCGACAUGAAGGCUGGUGACUGCAUUCGUUGCGUUGUUAACAUGCGCGAGUAA
Messenger RNA from Alternaria ventricosa, 1116 nucleotides. RefSeq names its product formate dehydrogenase (NAD+) (gene FDH1). The record is from RefSeq and is a predicted model, not a curated record. Gene Ontology annotation, cellular component: cytosol. The transcript has 4 exons. Gene Ontology annotation, biological process: formaldehyde catabolic process. Lineage: Eukaryota; Fungi; Ascomycota; Dothideomycetes; Pleosporales; Pleosporaceae. Bases 1 to 1116 code for a protein of 371 amino acids. Gene Ontology annotation, molecular function: S-(hydroxymethyl)glutathione dehydrogenase [NAD(P)+] activity; zinc ion binding.